Molecule: messenger RNA, 8137 nt
Organism: Oreochromis niloticus (Nile tilapia)
Lineage: Eukaryota; Metazoa; Chordata; Actinopteri; Cichliformes; Cichlidae
Gene: nfat5a
Product: nuclear factor of activated T cells 5a
Biological process (GO): cytokine production; regulation of transcription by RNA polymerase II; calcineurin-NFAT signaling cascade
Cellular component (GO): transcription regulator complex
Molecular function (GO): DNA-binding transcription factor activity, RNA polymerase II-specific; transcription factor binding; RNA polymerase II cis-regulatory region sequence-specific DNA binding
Source: RefSeq, a predicted model, not a curated record
GACCCGCUGUAGUCGAGUGUGUUUGUGUGUCGGUGUGUGUGUUUGUCUCAACGUUACACGAAACGUGUCUCCUCUCAGCAAAGACACACAAACGUGAGACGUGCUAGAUAACGUUUUUGUUUUUUUUCUUGGUUUUGAAAGUUUUCUUUUUGCCGCCUUAAGAUUGUUACGGUUUUAUACUAUGUAUAUUAAAACAUUCCGCUUGUAAAACGUAAUAUUUAUCCGCCAGGAGCAGCCGACUUCGUUUCUACUAAAGAGUGUCCGCUUCUCCUCCCCUCGAUGAAGCGCUGCGAUGCCCUCUGAUUUUAUAUCCCUCCUUAGCUCGGAUAUCGACCUCAAUUCCCCCAAAUCUCUAUACUCUAAAGAGUCGGUAUAUGACCUCCUCCCCAAAGAACUCCAGCUCCAGCCGUCGUCCACCCAGACAGACCCACCCACCAUGAGCCAGAAUAGUGGGGGAGAGGCGGGACCUCCCCCUGCAGCCUUGGCGUCAGAUGCCACCUCUUCCACCUCCAGCCCUUCUGCCUCUUCCUCCCUCGCCAUAGGCGUUACAUCCUCUGGCCCCUCUACCUCAUCGUCAGACCAUCUCAAGGUUGCCCAGCAUCUCCACUCCAGCGGAGGAGAUGGCGCUGGUGUUUCAGAGAUGCAAGGUGCGGAGGGCGCCCCCAGCAGAGGCAGCAGUGGAGCAAACGCCACAGUAGGGGAUGUAGGGCCAGGAGGGUUGCCGGGGCUAGGAGUCCAGCAGCCCCAGAACACUCCAUCAAAGCGAAGGACUGUGUUGAGCAUAUCCCCACCACCUGAGGAUCUGUUUGAUGACAGCCAGAUGUCUUGCCAAGAGGAACCUACCAUAUCUGGUGCACCAGGUCCCGACUCGGAGCAAAGCAGCAGCAUGUGGGCCGAUGAUUCUGUCUCGAACUUCAGUUUGAUCAGCUCCAUCUCCUACAAUGACAACACGGAGGUGCCGCGCAAGUCUAGAAAACGCACUCCUCGCCAGCGGCCCGGUCCCAAGCCUGCUCCUCCAGAAGAUAGCAUGGAUGUGUUUGAUGCUGACAGCGCCAAAGCCCCUCACUAUGUGCUAUCCCAGCUGGGCACAGAUAAGACCAGUUCCAUAUCCAGCUCUCUCGAGUCAGGAACUGCAGUGAAAGGUGGGUCACUGUCUGCUCAGUUCCCUCAGAGGAGUGAUGGGAAGGAGCUAAAGAUCCUGGUGCAGCCAGAGACCCAGCACAGAGCUCGCUAUCUGACUGAGGGCAGCAGAGGUUCUGUCAAAGAUCGCACACAACAAGGAUUCCCCACUGUCAAGUUGGAAGGUGUGAGUGACUCAGUUGUGCUGCAGGUGUUCGUAGCAAAUGAUGCGGGCAGAGUGAAGCCUCACGGUUUCUACCAGGCAUGCAGAGUGACAGGACGCAACACCACUGCUUGCAAAGAGGUGGACAUAGAAGGCACCACAGUUAUUGAGAUUCCUCUGGAGCCCAGCAAUGACAUGACACUUGCGGUGGACUGUGUAGGAAUUUUGAAGCUCCGUAAUGCAGAUGUCGAGGCUCGCAUUGGUGUUGCAGGAUCCAAGAAGAAGAGUACACGAGCCAGGUUGGCCUUCAGAGUCAACAUCCCCCAGCCUGAUGGAUCAACCCUGACUUUACAGGUUCCCUCAUCGCCGAUCCUCUGCACUCAGCCAGCAGGAGUGCCAGAGAUCCUGAGAAAGAGUCUCCACAGCUGCUCCGUGAAAGGAGGCGAGGAAGUUUUUAUAAUCGGAAAGAACUUCCUUAAAGGAACCAAAGUUAUUUUUCAGGAGAACAUUACAGAUGAUAAUUCCUGGCAAGCUGAAGCAAAGAUUGACAUGGAUCUUUUCCAUCAGAAUCACUUGAUAGUGACAGUCCCUCCGUUUCACAACCAGUCAAUCACUUCUCCUGUUUCUGUGGGUAUUUUUGUGAUGACCAAUGCUGGUAGAUCACAUGAAGCCCAACCCUUCACCUACACUCCAGACUCAGCUGAUAACUCAAAUGUGCUGACAGUAAAAACGGAGGGGAUAUCCAUGGUCAAGACCUGCUUAUUUGAUACCCCGAUCAAAUCUAUGCCCUCCGAACAAACAGAAAUCUCUGACCAGACUUCCAAACGGCAAGAGGACACACCUAUGGAAGUGUCUAGCAAUCCACCAUCCACAGAGGUCUUCAAAUCAUCCCCUGACCCGCUCAUCACAGUGCAGCAGACUCUGGACCUUGGCUCUAGUCCUCAUCCAGGUGGAGAGUCCUUUCAGAGAACAAUGCCCUUACCAUCAGAAGAUGUGGACCUUCCCCAGGCACCCCCGGUCUUCCCUAGCUUAGAGUCCCUCAGCACGAUACAAAAGCAAGAAAUUGCCCCAACAACCUCCUUCUCUGUGUCAGGAGACACCACAAUACCACCUGUGACACCAGAAGUCCCCCAGCAGUUCCUUAGAGACCCCCAGGAAAGCUUGUCACCUGAGAGUUCCAGUAGUAGUGCAGGGGUGGUGGUUGUGGCCAUGCCACAGAUAGCACCUUCCUCUCAGGCACAGCCGCAGCAGUCCCAGGUCUCCCUCUUUCCCCAGGAAGAGGUGGCCCAGCUGGAAAGGGCAGUUAGAGAACUCCAGGGAGGAAGUAACACCACACUCCAGCAGGUGUUAGAAGCAGCUGUAGCUCAGCAGCAGCUAAACUCUGUGCUGUAUAGCCCCACACCUUCUGCAGAUUCCCUUCAGCAGCAUGUCCAGGAGAACAUGAACAGCCUUAGACUGGGGAGUACAGAUAAUUCACUGUCAGCACAGCAACAGCUACAGAUACAACAACAGGAGCAGCAACAACAAAUACAACAGCAGUUUCAACAACAGCAAAUGCAGCAACAGCAACAAAUACUUGGAAACCUUCAGCAGCAACAGCAGCAAGUCAUCAACAACAUACAGAUGCAACAGCAACUUAUAUUACAGCCACAAGAGCAACAGCAAAUUAUGGAAAAUAUUCAACAACAGCAACAGCAGCUGCAACAAAAUCAGCAACAGCAAGUUCUAAACAAUAUUCAACUUCAGGAUCAGCAACAACAAAAUCAUAUUCUUACCAAUUUACAGCAACAUCAGCUGCAACAGCAACAACAGCAGCAGCAGCAAAAUCAAGCGUUGAGCAACCUACAACAACAACAGCAGCAACUUCAAGAGCAGCAGGUUUUGGAAAAUUUACAGCAACACCUCCAGGCCAGCUCUCUCCUUCAACAGGCUGGAGAACUACUUACUAUCCAGACUAGCUUCCCAACACAGCCUCCUUCACACACAUCCCCCCCACAGCAACUCUUCCAAUCGCCCAGGCCCAUGGCCGAAACCCAGGGGUCCCAACAGCAGGUCCAGGCUGCCCUCAUCCAGAAUACCCUGACUGUACUGACUAGUGGCAGUCUCAACUCAGAGCCGCAGUCCACAGGAUCAACCCUAUACCUGACGCCAAACCAUCAGCCCCAGCCCCAGCCCCAGCAACAGCAGCAGCUGGCAUUCCUCUCCUCCAUGGAGACAUCAGCCAGCCAACCUCAGUCCGUUUCAAUGUUUCAAAAUCAACCGCAGUCUCAAAUGCAGCAACAGAGCACCCCAAUGGAUCAGCAGCAGUCCCCACAGCAGAACCAACAACAAUCAGCACAGCUUCCAAUGGGCCAGCAGGGUUCCUUAUUUCAAAGUAUUCCCAAUCACUCACAGGGCAACCCUGCACCACAGCAAACAGGUCUGCUUCUCUGCACCACAGAUCUGAACCCACAGGCUAUCGCUCCUACUAUUCUCUUUAGCACCCAGACCCAAGGCCCUUCCCCUAUGGGGACCAUUAGUGUUGGAAUCACCCAGUCAGAUACAGCAGAGCCCAUGUCCUUCCAAGACCAGAGCUCUUCGGGCAGCAACUCAACAACCACUGAGAACCAACAACAGAGCUUGUUCCAGGAACAGCAGCCAAUGCAAGUGGGCCCAAGUUCAAGCUCUGUCCAAAACAAUCAACCUGUGGAGCUGUUCAUACCACAGACAAAUCUGUCCAGCUUGCAGAGUACUAUUGGCUCACAGGACCUCAACAACCAGGCUCCAGCCCCCGCCACAACCAUUUUUGUGGUGCAGGGUGGUGUGGGUGUGGUAGCCAGCCCUGGUCAGCAGCCCCCAGAGCAGCUUUUCCAGACAUCUGUGGGUGGCAAUGUGGCUUCUCAAGGACAGGCCAGUCUGUUUGUUUUUGGCAUUCAGAAUGACUCAUCCCAGCUGCUCACGUCUUCUGGACCCAGCCAACCUGCCCAGAACCAAAUCCAGAACUCCGGUCACAUGCAGACUCUGCUGGAUCAGCCCAUGGCCCAAGCUGCCUCCCCAAUCCCAGCUACCAUGCAUAGCAGCUUGCAGAACACCCUUCAGGCACAAAUGCAGACCACCCUGGAGAACGCAAUGCAGGCAAACACACAAACAGCCCUUCAGUCCAGUUUACAAGGAAACAUAGAAGCGAGCCUACCAACACCAAUGCAGACCAGUCUACAGACACAGAUACAGAGCAGCUUACAGAAUCAACUGCAGGCAUCCAUAUCAACAUCGUCCAGCAUGGAUAAAAUUGAGGACCUACUGGAAAGCCUACAGAAGCAGUGAUUAUUGUUUGGACCAUUGUCAGCACUUAGGGGGUGAGUGAUAUGUAUGUAGCUCAGAGUUAUACACCCUAAAAACGGCCCUGUGUGGGGGUUUGUGCCAAUGCUUAAAAAAAAAAAAGUCAUUUAAAUAUUUAAGAAUUACUUGCCCUUUUUACUGAAAACCCAAAUCAUGAGUUCAUGUGACCUGUUUUUAAGAAAUAUUUAUCAUUAACUGUAGCCUCCAUUCAUCCAUUGUUCUUGAAUUAAUGAACCCACCUUUGUUAUUACCCCUCUUGCAGGAUCAGAGAGGCCUGUAAUAACUGCUUUAUCCAGCCGCACAAAUGCAGUGUUUUGUUGCCAGUUGUUUUUUUUUUUGUUUCUUUUUAAAAUAAUGUGAGCCUAAGAGAUGAUGACGGUGGUGGUAAUGAUUAUGAUGAUGAUAAGGAUAAAGAUAUUUGUGGAAAAAACAGGAAAGGGAUGAAGAAUGUCAGCGACAGAGGAACGGUGACAGAGGAAUGGUGCUGUGAUGGGAGAGUGUUGUGAAGGCAGAUUUAAAAAUAAAAAAACAGUCAGUUAUGGAAGAUCAGAUUGCACAUAACUGUCAGAUAAAGGCAGAAUCUCAUUUUGAGUGUGUAAACUCCUCACACAUUUCUCAGCUAGUUGUUAUCUUACCCGAAACACCAACUUUAAAAACAAAUUAACUGUUUAGUUAGUUUGGGAGAUUAGCUGAUGUAAAAACAGGGAUGAAGUCACGUCACAGUAAUUAGAUUUAAACUUCUUUUGCUGUGGAGAAUAUGAACAAUCAUGCUGUUAAUAAACAGCUUACAUUUCCAUAUGUCAAAAAUGCCAUGAAAUUUGCUCCAAGAGUACAGAAUAUUAGACUGUACAGUUCUUUGUAGGAUAAUGUUUCAUGUUUUCUUUUAAUAACAUUUACUGGCAUGGGUGGAGUCUGCACUCAAGCGGGUUUAUUAUUAGAGGCAGCACAGUUUAAUAUUGGUGUUGGCACCACAAGUAUGAAAUUAACUUUUAUCACAAAAAGUGUGGUAAAGACAUUGUGUUACUGAAAGCACCCUGGUGAGUUGAGGGAAUAUUGCACACUCAUAAAUGAGAUUCAUCCUGGUGAAUAAUGUGACGUGGCCUUUGCUUGGCACUUCCCAGUGUUCUCUUAUGUGCAGGCCUCAUCGCAGAGGUUGCAGAUGCUUUCUUGGUGAAAUUUUAAAUAGCAUUCAACUAUUUAGUGUGUAUAUUUUUUUCUUUUUUUUCUUUUUUUUUGCUUUUGAAAAAGUUAACUCUUUAUCAGUUAAAUGUGGAUAGAAAAAAAAACCUUUCCACUAGUGAAAAUGGAGUGUUGUGUGGUUUUAUAAACAUUUUAUCUAAAGCACUUUAUAACCUCUUUUGUGUAACCUGCUACUCCUUAUAUCCGUCCACAGCUCUCUACUGAUCUAAGAUGAAUUUGUACUCUGAAACGUCCAGUGGGUGGGGUUAAAAAAAAAAAACAAAGAAGAAGAGAAAAAAAAAUGAAAGCAGUCGUCUUUGUACAAAUAGAUACAUCAUUUUUACAUUUUCUCUCAUGUCAGAAUAUUUUUGAGGUCUAGACAACUUUGUAUAGAACGUCUGCUCACUGUUGAGUCCCUCUUUGUAUUCAGUCCCAGUGGUCCAGUCAAGUCUAUCCAAAAACAGCCAUUCCCACAAACGGCAUUGUCACUUGUCAGUGUUUGAGUGGUAACUAGGCCUUUUGUGUUUUAGACACUGACAACACAUCUGAAAUACUGAUUCGUUUAGUUUGUACAUUUACAUGAAGGAUCUUCAUUGUUUUGGUUUUUUUCUUUUGUACUAAGUCUCGGUUCUUCUCGUUGGAAUGUUUUUACUGUUGUUCGUGUUGUGUUUCGAUAUUAAGUUUUUGUUUCUGUUUGUAGCCCGUGCAGGUUGGUGCCGCAUGAAGCUGGCUCCUGUCCUUUGUGUUGUGAACAGGGGCUCACUGGUAGAUGAAAUCUGUUACAUAGAGGUUGUCAUUUUUGAUUUCAUCUUUGGUGCUAUGUAGAGGAGUAAUGGGCACUUCUGUCGUCGUGUUAGUACAGUUUGUACUAUCAAUAGCACUUGCAUUUGUUUUUAGUUUGGAAGCAAAGAGCUGGCUGUUGUUGAGGGAUCAGACUGGAGUGCACCCACCCAGGCAUACCAAAGCUCCUGAUUGUGAAUGGUCGCCAUUUUGUCCUUGCCAUCGUAACGUUUACUCAUUUGUAUUUGUUCGUUCACAUAAUGCAGCUCUCACAUGGCUAACAAUUCAGCAUGCUGGGGGGUUGUUUUGUUUUGCUCUUUUACAAGAUUUCUGAUAGUUUUGCGAAGGUACUUUGCUUCAUGGAUCAGUUUAUCUCAUUAACAUUUCCACUGAUUUGAUACAUUACUCUAUUUUUCAAUGAAGAGUUGACAUUGCUGAACUUUCCAAAUCUGAUAUUAGCCAAUUUGGCAUUAUGCCCCCCUCCCCCCCCAAAAAAAGACAUGAUUUUUUUCUUGGAGACUUCAGACAUUAGAAUCGCAUUGCUCACAUGCAUUUGUUUACAUUUUCAUGGUCAUACUCUUUUAUCUUUGCAGCUGUUAGUGAUCCAUUUUAAAAGUAACUUAUCUUUUUUAGAAUUUUGUAUCCAUGUAUCAAAAUGUAGAGUAUUUUUGUAAAACUAAACUAAACUUUUUCUUUUUUGCUCAUAGCAAAGAACUAUCAUUGCUAGUGUUUUGUUGGUUUUUCCCCUGAAAUGAAGCGCAGGUUUAUUGUUAAGUCUAUGACUGAAACUAGAAAUGUAAGUGGACAUCAAGCGAUUAUGUUAGACUUAAAUCUACUGUCAUGAUAUUGACUUUACGCAAACUGUAGAACAUAACGUGAAGUUUUCUCCUCUUUUUUUUGUGCUCUGUGUGUUUUGUGUGGGCGUUUUGUAUUUUAAACUCUUUUGUUUUUGUUUUUUAACAUCAUGCAUCUCAAAUGGCACUUUGACUCGUCCAUUAACUGUAGAUCAAGUUAGAGUGCAGUAGUGAUGUUUCCAAGCAUUCCAUCCCUCUCAGUUAGGGGAGCUAAAGAGCACAUGAUGUUGUGGAAGAAGUGCGGAACAGUAAUGCCUCUUAAAGCCAUACCAACACAGAAAGCCAACCCGUGACUUCGGUUUCAUGAAUGUAAAUUUUACCUCAUGGUGUGUGGAAUGGGGCUUGCUCUACAUCUGACAUCGGACCAAUUCUAGGCUUAGAGAACAUAUAUAUUUUGAGGUGGAGGGAAGGGGAUGGGCAGGGCGGCACCAGCUGUCAUUUGUGUCACUGCACAUUGGUCAAAUUGUUUUUGAUUGUGGUGUAAUUUCAAAACCGACCAUUAGUUUUAUUAUUAUUAAUUUCAGUCCGACUUUGACGAAUAGCCACUUCACCGGGGGGAGAGAAAAAAAAGAAACCGUGUUGAUUUAAAGGCGUUGAAAAGAGCACACAAAUCUUUGCAUAAUAUUUUUGUCCUUCAGUCAUGUAAAUGAAUAUCCAUGUAUAUUUAAAUGUGAAAUAUACUGCAGGGGUAUUUUGAAUUUCAAUUGUGAUGCUUUCAACAGAA